Molecule: messenger RNA, 807 nt
Organism: Purpureocillium lilacinum
Lineage: Eukaryota; Fungi; Ascomycota; Sordariomycetes; Hypocreales; Ophiocordycipitaceae
Biological process (GO): mycotoxin biosynthetic process
Source: RefSeq, a predicted model, not a curated record
AUGGAAGCCAGCAGCCUCUACAAGCGCUGGUCGGGGUACAUCCCCAUUCUGCCCUACAGCACGGACGUUGCGGGCGCCAAGGAAGAGCAAGCGCGGGACGAAGGGAACGAUGCGGGCACACGCCGGAGCAAGACGUCCGUCUGGCUGACGGCGGUCAAUGUUCUGCUGUUCCUCCUCACAGCGACUAUGUGGUAUCUGCAGGGCGGUCCACGGACGAAGGCCCUCAAUGCCGCGUUGAGGGAGACGUCGAGCUACACACCCAUUUUUGACAUGAUUGAUCUGGAGCCGAGCAUCAAAAAGAUCAACGGCACCGUCAAGCCGGCCGGCCAGCCCUCCAUCGCGCGGCAGUUUCCGAACGCGGCGGCGGACGAGCGGUGGGAAGAGGACAUUGAGCUCAUCCGACCCAUCCCAGUCACCCGCGAGCAAAUCAUCAAGAUGGGCAAGAACCCCGACACGGUGGCCAAGCUCGAGGAUCACAUCUGGGGCCUCGGCGACAACGCCUACGUAGCCGCACUCGACCUUUUCCACAACUUGCAUUGCCUCAACUCGCUGAGACAAGCCGCAUAUGGCAACUAUUACAACCAAACCAUGGGUACCAACAACCUCAAUCUCGUCACCAGACAUUGGACCGAGGGUGCAGAGUAUCCAUUUCCAGACUUCUCUAUCAACGCCCAUUGCAUCAACUUUGACAAGCUGGUCAAGUGGCACAAAGAGGCCUCGGUCGACAUGGAAAAGUACGUCGAGGUCAUGAGGAAGCCAAAGGGCGUCAAGGAGGAGCCGGCGGAGACAUGGCAGACGGGGCCCUGA